AUGGAUGCUACUCCUACCAUCCUUCCUCAUCUAACCGAGGGUCAAAGACGUGCACUUCGUGAACAACGUCUCUCUAACUCUAUCCAUGCUCCUCGUAGACGACCAAUCGCUACUCCUGCUCCUACUUCCCCACUGUCUCCAACAACUUCUUUUCCAAACAUAGAACCCAUCUCUGUAAGUCCUAUUUCUUCACCUUCAUCCCCGAUCAUUAUCAAAGAUCCCACUCCACCUUUGUCUCCUGAAUCAGUCCCUACACGUAUGAAUCUCCCACCUACUGCAAGUUUUCCCCUCCCGUCUCAUUUGGAAUAUCCGGUUCCAACUCCUCAACUGUCUAAUCCUGUUCCAACACCGACUACACCACCUCUUGAAUCACCUGCUCCUGCUCCUAGAUCACCUACACCACCUCCUCAGCCACCUAAUCGAUGUCUACUUGUGACUGAAACAUCUUGCGUCUACCAAGGGAUCAACAACAGGGAUAUCCAAGGAGGCAUCAGGAAAACUCAUGAGGUUGUUGUGCAAUCCAGAUUGGUACUGUCGUGGGAACUGGUCUACUUACCCUUAGCCCAUCUGUUUGGAGCCAGUAUGUUAGUGCCUCACCACAGAGAUGACAUUAGUCAUGAGCAUUGUUUAGGCAAACAUGUUUAG
Molecule: messenger RNA, 645 nt
Organism: Melampsora larici-populina 98AG31
Lineage: Eukaryota; Fungi; Basidiomycota; Pucciniomycetes; Pucciniales; Melampsoraceae
Exons: 3
Coding region: 1-645 (214 amino acids)
Source: RefSeq, a predicted model, not a curated record